Drosophila obscura is the source of this 771-nucleotide messenger RNA. RefSeq names its product HIG1 domain family member 1A, mitochondrial. The record is from RefSeq and is a predicted model, not a curated record. The coding region runs from base 79 to 381 and encodes 100 amino acids. Gene Ontology annotation, cellular component: mitochondrion. Lineage: Eukaryota; Metazoa; Arthropoda; Insecta; Diptera; Drosophilidae. Gene Ontology annotation, biological process: mitochondrial respirasome assembly. The transcript has 3 exons.
UUUCCGAUUUUUCGUCUGACCGGACGGGACGUGUAUCUCUUGAAUUUUUUAUUAAAUUAAUUAAUACCUGCGUUCAACAUGAGCUCCAAGUCCUUUUUUGUCGAGGACGAUGCUGAACAGGCCAACAAAUUUUCCAGGAAGGCCAAGGAAUCGCCGUUUAUGUUAGUCGGCAUUGCGGGAUUCGUGGCGGCGGGACUAAUUGGCGCCUACAAGUACAAGAACCGUGGCACCAUGAGCACCAGCGUAUUCCUGAUGCAGCUUCGUGUGGCGGCCCAGGGCACCGUCGUGGGCUGUCUGACAGCGGGACUGGCGUACACAAUGGCCAAGGAGUACCUGUUCGACAAGCAGCCCAAGGAAAAUUCCAAGCCACUGACUAACUAAAGAUCAUUUCUGAUUGUUAUGCGGCCACUCAAAAACAGCCUUUCAACAUCUGUGGCAAACACCGUAUCCUACACCUAAGCGAUUUGUAACUCUAUUUAUUGCAUCAUCAUAAGAUUCACACCGAUUGACGAUGGCUCUCCAUGGGGAGACGGGUGCUCGCACUAGCUAGCUAGUACUUUUCUGCGUCUCCUAGUGCAGGUGGCCCCAACAAAUUGAACUAGCUAAAUGUCUUGUAUACCUGCGUAAGAUUGUGAUAAUGUUUGUUUAAUUGUACGACAUUGUCGAAACGAACACGAACCACCCUGUCGCUCCUCAGGCGGCAGACAAACAUGAAAUAUGAAUACCUCUGGCAUGAUAUAUAAUAUGAUUAAAUAAACAAAAUAGAAUGUA